Molecule: messenger RNA, 2733 nt
Organism: Alternaria atra
Lineage: Eukaryota; Fungi; Ascomycota; Dothideomycetes; Pleosporales; Pleosporaceae
Exons: 6
Coding region: 1-2733 (910 amino acids)
Biological process (GO): regulation of DNA-templated transcription; DNA-templated transcription
Cellular component (GO): nucleus
Molecular function (GO): DNA-binding transcription factor activity, RNA polymerase II-specific; zinc ion binding; transcription cis-regulatory region binding
Source: RefSeq, a predicted model, not a curated record
AUGGCACCUGCCAAAGCGCCUGCGGGUCACUUCACGAUCCUCUACUUCGCAGCGGCUUCUACCUUUACUGGCAAGACGAGCGAACAUCUUCCUGCUCCAGUCCGAGCUCGCGACAUCUUUACUAAGUUGGAAGAGCGGUAUCCGGAUAUCUGCAAGAAAGUGCUAAGCAGUUGUGCUAUGACGAUCAACAUGGAAUACGUCGACGUCGGCGAAGAUGAUGCAGAAGACGCGGAUAAGCAGAUUGUGGAAGGUGACGAAGUUGCUAUUAUCCCACCUCCCGCCCCACUAGGAAACAUUCUUGAUCCCGCCCUCGAGCAGACAUCGCCGACGGGACCAGAGGCGUCGCACGAUGACGAUGACCAAGACGACGAAGGCGACCAUGAUGGUGCCCACGGUACACCAGGAUCUGCCAAAUCUCCUGCCGACCUCAAGCGCCCUAGAGCAUGCGACUCAUGUCGAGGACUGAAGGUUCGCUGCGACCAGGAGCGACCUGACGUAUCAUGUAGACGAUGCGCCAAAGCAGGCCGGCCUUGCAUUACAACACCACCAACACGAAAGCGCCAAAAGAAGGCCGACAGUAGAGUGGCCGAGCUCGAGCGCAAGAUCGAUGCAUUGACAGCAACAUUGCACGCACAAAAGGCUGGCGCACCCGAGAUUAGGCAUCUUGGAGGCAUACCACAGCCAGGAAGCAGCGGCGACUCCAUGCCCAUGCCGAUUGAGGGCCAGUACCGUAUGGGAACACUUGAGCAUGAUUGGUCUCAGCCUCCGGCCGGCAGGUAUCCAGACAUACCACCCGGCUAUGGCCCAGCACAGAACAUGCAGAGAGGACCCGAACCAAAGCGCAGGAAGCUGGACAAUACACCACACGCUACGAUCCCUGAAGAUAUGGACGCCAUCCAUCGUGACCUAGCAGAGCACCCAGAGAUGAAGCGAACGGGCAAGAACAAGAUUCAAGCCGACCACUCGCACAUCAACACUUUGAUUGACAAUCUCAUGACGCCUGACAUUGCAGAGCGCGUCUUCUUUCGCUAUGUCAAUGAAAUAUGCCCACAUUUCCCGGCCGUACCCUUCCCUCCAGGCACUACAGCCCGCGAAGUCCGGGAGAAGAAACCGCUUCUCUUCCUCGCUGUCUUGGCUGGGUCCUCGCACGGGAGCGCAGAGCAAUUGGUGUCACAAGAGAUCCAACGCGAGUUGACCAAGCUUCUCAAGGAUCAGCUUGCUGACAUCAUCUGGCGCAACGGGGAGAAGUCGCUCGAAAUAGUGCAGGCACUACACAUUUCUGUGCUUUGGUACCGUCCACCCUUGCACUUUGAGCAGCACAACUUCUACAUGAUGGUCAAUUGUGCCGCAGUCAUGGCUCUGGACCUGGGUCUUGGAAGAAAAGCAACACCGAACGUCAUGAAGCUUUCGGUCGGUCCGUUCAAGAGGUUCCAUCCAAACUCCAGCAGCGUCGAAGCCCGUCGAACGUUUCUCGUCUGCUACUAUCUCUGUAUGAGUAUCACCAUGGUCUUGCGACGACCAAUUCUACUACGCUGGACCAACUACAUGGCGGAGAGUGUUCGCAUACUUGAGACUUCACCCGAAGCACUCCCGUCCGAUAGACUACUUUGUCAGCAGGUCAAGAUGGCGCACAUAGGAGAAAAGAUAUCGGUGGAGUUUUGCAUGGACGACCCCUCGGUCGAAGUUGCCAUCUCCGAUCCCAAAGUCAUAUAUGCUCUCAAGAUAUUCGAGAACGAGCUGAAUGGAUUAAGGGAGGAGAAUGCUUCUUUGGGUGAUGUUGAUCCAACCCUCCGCUUGGCAGAACACGUUACGAAUCUUUACCUACACGAAAUUGCGCUACAUCAGAAUCAAGGCUCUGCUGAUCUCCAGCCUCCUUACACUACGGACGCGCUAUCUCCGUCAGUUCUUGCUGCAGCGAAGAAGGAUGGUCCCGUCGGCCCGGCUCAUAUAGGUGCUCUAGGUGAUUGCCUCACUGCUACUCAUGGCAUCCUAGACACUAUACUGAGCAUCGAACUCGACAUUCUCCUAACUCUGCCUGUCAUCUUCUGUGUCCGAGCAAUUUACGCCAUCGUUUGUCUUAUGAAGAUGUGGGUGUCAGUGACUAGUUCGGGCGAAGUGGGCAGCAUCAUCAAGAAGGAAGAUCUUCAGAUUGAGGCCUAUACCGAACAGCUAGUCUCCAUGUUCAACGCCAUUGUUUCUCGCGAUGCUCAAUCGCCCCAUGGCAAGUUCUACUUCGUCGCCAAGCGCCUACAAGAACGAUUCGCCCAUAUCAAAGAAGGUGCCGCUAGCGACCAUCAACCCGAUACUGAAUACGAACCCACUCGCAACGCUGGCCAAGCUUCACGGCCUUCCACUCGCCAAUCGCCUGCAAAUCAAACACCACUUCACCUCCUUUCUGAAGUCGCGAUGGGGAGCAGUAAUAAUGCUACUUCGCAACAGCAACAGACGCAAGCGCAUUCUCGUUCUCAGCAACAAGCUCAGGCUGCUCUGCAAGCACACGCGCAACACUCUCAGCAAGCCAUGCCGAACUGGUAUCCCAACAUGAACGCACAGCCUACUGCGGAAAUGAUGGGUCUCGGCGCACAGCAACCAUUUGACAUCAAUUUCGACUUCACUCAGUUCGAUUUAGGUACAGGCUCGGACGCAGACCUAUCAGCGCUAUUUAUCCCAGACUCGAUGGGGAUGUGGACGUACCCUACCGAUCCGAAUAUGCAGGGCUACAAUGGAUUCUAA